UAAAAGUGGGGAGUCAGGAUUGUGCUAGGUUCUUAACUUCAACCCGAACUGUGGUCACUCCUGAUGGACAUACACUAGUGAGUGCACGACCACCUCGAGAAACGCAUUCAGUUAUGAUGGCGGGUAUCAAAGGCGAUGGCGAACUGAGCGAGAUCCAAUCGUUUUACAAGGGCAAAACGAUAUUUAUAACUGGGGCCUCGGGUUUUAUGGGGAAAGUACUCCUGGAGAAGCUUCUGUACAGCUGCAGUGGCCUAGACCGCAUCUACAUUCUCCUGCGUUCGAAACGGGGUCGAACACCGGAGCAACGAGUGGAGGAUAUGUUUAAACUUCCCUUAUUCGAGAGACUCCGCAAAAUUCAACCGGAUGCCAUCAAUAAAUUAACAGCAUUACCGGGUGACGUCACACUACCCAAUCUCGGUCUCACGGAAGGCCAGCGUGAUCUUCUCGCGGACAGAGUGCAAAUCGUAUUCCACGGUGCAGCGACAUUAAAACUCGAGGCCAAGCUCAAGGACGCAAUUGAGAUGAAUACGAUUGGGACGGAUUCAAUGCUACAGCUGGCGAGACGUAUGAAAAAUCUGCAGGUCUUUGUGCAUUUGAGCACUGCAUUCUGCCAUGUAGACCAGGAGGAGCUCCAUGAACGGGUUUACGAUGCUCCGGAUGAUCCGCACGAGGUCAUGAGGCUCGUCAGAUGGCUCAAAGAGGACGCUCUCGAUCUCAUCACUCCGAAACUCCUGGAACCUCAUCCGAAUACCUAUACAUAUUCAAAGAGAUUGGCGGAGACAUUGGUGGCCAAUGAGUAUCCGAAUAUGCCUUGCGUAAUCGCGAGACCUUCCAUCGUCACACCGGCAUGGGAGGAACCUCUGCCAGGCUGGGUGGACAGUCUCAAUGGCCCAGUGGGGCUCAUCGUUGGGGCUGGUAAAGGAGUGAUCAGAUCAAUGCACUGCAACGGGAAUUAUCAUGCCGAAGUCGUUUCCGUUGAUUUCGCCAUUAAUGCACUUAUUGCUAUUGCACAGAGGGUUGGAAGUGCCAAUAGCAGAACUCCAAAUAUGCCGGUAUUCAACAUCACUCAAAGCCGAGUGGUUCCAGUUACAUGGGCUGACGUGCUGGAGAAAGGAAAAUCGGUUGCAUACGAAUUCCCCUUCGACGGUGCAAUUUGGUAUCCAGACGGGGAUAUUCGGAGCAGCAAAUUUGUGCACAAUUUGUUUGUCUUCUUUUUUCACAUUAUUCCUGCGUAUUUCAUUGAUUUCCUCAUGCUGAUAUUCAGGCAAAAACGAUUUAUGGUACGAAUUCAGAGGAGAAUUUCUGACGGCCUUGAGGUGUUGCAAUACUUCACGACGAGGGACUGGGUCUUCCACAACACGAAUUUACUCAAUUUGUGGGAGAAGAUGAGUCCGCAGGACAAACAACUGUUCAAUAUUAAUUUCCUCGGUAUUGAUGAUUUGGAGUACAUAAAGAGGAUAAUUCUGGGGGCGAGGCAGUACUGCAUGAAGGAGAAGAUGGAGGAUCUGCCGAGGGCACGAAUGCACUUGAAAUUCCUCUACGUCAUCCACUUGAUCGCAGUCUACGGUUUCUACUAUCUCGUCCUAUCAACAAUAAUAAAAAACUUUGAGUUCACCAGAUACUGUCUUGACCUCGUCACCGAAAAGAUGAAGUACUUACCGAUUCUCGGACGUUUUGUAGACAGAGCAGCUCCAGCAUAAAAUCCACCCUCAACUUCUGAAAUUGUAAUUCCCCCAAAAUAUUCCAGGUAAAAUCCAAAAAUCAACGAAUAAAUCCCCAAAAACAAUAAAAGAAAAUGAUUGCUCCAUCGACAAAAAUGUAUCUGUACAAAACCAUCUAUUUUACACAUUGAAAUUACUUCCAAAUAUAAUAGAUAUAAUAUAUUUCAAGUUGACAACGUAAACAAGAUAAUUUUCUUUACAAAUUACAAGUAUUCUCAUUCUUUAGGAAAUAUAAAAAAAUUUUUCCUGA
This is a messenger RNA of Diachasma alloeum, 1971 nucleotides long. Its product is annotated as putative fatty acyl-CoA reductase CG5065. Gene Ontology annotation, cellular component: peroxisome. The transcript is spliced from 8 exons. Gene Ontology annotation, molecular function: alcohol-forming very long-chain fatty acyl-CoA reductase (NADP+) activity. Gene Ontology annotation, biological process: long-chain fatty-acyl-CoA metabolic process. Bases 114 to 1700 code for a protein of 528 amino acids. The record is from RefSeq and is a predicted model, not a curated record. NCBI's taxonomy places the organism in Eukaryota, Metazoa, Arthropoda, Insecta, Hymenoptera, Braconidae.